Pelodiscus sinensis (Chinese soft-shelled turtle) is the source of this 5994-nucleotide messenger RNA. NCBI's taxonomy places the organism in Eukaryota, Metazoa, Chordata, Testudines, Trionychidae. The record is from RefSeq and is a predicted model, not a curated record.
UUAAGGACAUACUUAAUGGUUCUACAUUUGCCAAUUUGUAUCUUAUGUAUUUUUACAUUGCAGCUGUUUACAGAUGGAAUCACCAACAAGCUUAUUGGUUGCUAUGUGGGUGACGCAAUGGAUGAUGUGGUUUUAGUUAGAAUCUAUGGAAACAAGACUGAGCUGUUAGUAGAUCGAGAUGAGGAAGUGAAAAGUUUCCGGGUGUUGCAGGCCCAUGGUUGUGCACCACAACUCUACUGUACAUUCAGUAAUGGUCUAUGCUACGAGUUCAUGCAGGGAGAAGCACUGGAUCCAGAGCAUGUCUGCAACCCAGAUAUAUUCAGACUCAUAGCCAGGCAGCUUGCUAAAAUCCAUGCUAUCCAUGCACACAAUGGAUGGAUCCCCAAAUCUAACUUGUGGCUGAAGAUGGGGAAAUAUUUCUCACUCAUACCUACAGAAUUUACAGAUGAGGAAGUAAAUAAUAGGUUCUUAAGUGAUGUCCCAAGUCCUCAAAUCCUUCAGGAGGAGAUGGCAUGGAUGAAGGAGAGACUGUCAAAUCUAGGAUCCCCAGUGGUGCUUUGUCACAAUGACCUGUUGUGUAAGAAUAUUAUCUACAACGAGAAACGAGGUGAUGUGCAGUUCAUUGACUAUGAGUACUCUGGAUACAACUACCUGGCUUAUGAUAUUGGAAAUCAUUUCAAUGAGUUUGCAGGAGUGAGUGAGGUAGACUACAGCCUUUAUCCAGAUAGAGAAUUACAAGAUCAGUGGCUGAGAUCUUACCUUGAGGCCUAUAAGGAAUAUAAGGGUUUCGGUACAGAUGUUACUGAGAAGGAGGUAGAAAUACUGUAUGUGCAAGUCAAUCAGUUUGCAUUGGCUUCUCAUUUCUUUUGGGGAUUGUGGGCUCUGAUUCAAGCCAAAUAUUCCACCAUUGAUUUCGAUUUUCUAGGGUAUGCAAUUGUUCGUUUUAACCAGUACUUCAAAAUGAAGCCAGAGGUCACAGCAUUAAAACUUCCUGAGUAAUGAAGAGGAACCUCAAUUAUCCUCAAGUGGAUAAGUGAUCCUUAAGAACCCUUUCUGAGAACAGAUACUGAAAAAGCUAAACAUUUGUUUAAAUUCUGUAAUGUUCACUUGGUUGUUUUGCUUUACAAAUGAUGCCUCUAAUCAAGCUGUAGUGUGAAAUCUAAUAAGAGCAUACCUACUGUUGAUAUAAAAUGGAUUAGAAACUUGCUAAAUCUAUACAGUGGUAGAGAUGGCAAUUUAAUCCUUACUUAAGUAAUUUAACAUAUGUUGUAUGUGAAUUAUUUAUUAUAAGUUUAACAUGAUUCCAUUGCUGCUUUCAUCAAUUUCUGUAAAGGUUGAGUGGAGGCAGUGAAACUAUUCCAAAGGAUUUGCUUUUUCACAACUUACUUUAAGAAAGUGACUAACUUAUAUAAAGACUGUAAAUGGUCAGUAGUGAACCUUAAUCUUUUAACUGUACACACAGAAAAGAACCCAUGAAUAGUGGUAAUUUACUCUUGAAAUGCCAAUCACUGGUACCAACUAUUUGAGGGAAGGGAGAUGAGGAUAAAAAGCAGUUUUCCCCAUCACUGUACUUUUCAUUUUAUAGCAAGACCUCUGUAGGGAUAUUAGGGUUAAAUAUCAACAUUUUGACUCUCCUUCUGCUAGUACUACAUAAUAGAAAUCUGAAGGGCAGGUUUUUUUUUUGUUUUGUUUUUGUUUUGUUUUGGCCACCUGAUUAUUUAGGAACGUGUAUAGUAUCUGACAGGAAAUUCUUGUUUGCUAAAUUUUUCCAUUUUUUAAAAGAUCACUAUUUGAUCUUGGGAUCAAAACAGUAUUACAUCAGUUAAAGAAUACAUAGAUUUUAAAACCUUUUUCUUUCUUUCCUCAUCUUUCAAGCAUGGAUUCUUGUCUUUAAAUACGUAGGUUCAGUAGUUAUAGAUUCUUUUGCAAUUUAUGGCUAUCUUGCUUAUACUGAUGGAAAAAUUUUGGUAGCUCAAAGUCUCAAGUUCAAAGGAUGUCCUUCAAAUAUGUGAGGUUUUGAACUGUGGGUCUUUGAUCAUCCUCUUUUUUGUUUUGUUUUGUUGACGCUAUUAUACCAAGAAUGAUUUGAAGUACAAAAUGUGAAUUGAAAAGAAAAUGUUUACUUUUGACUGUGUAUGUUGAGAGGUUGGGGAUGAUGCUUUAAAUCUUGAAAAUUGCUGUGGAGUUGAGCAGUCAGUCAAUUCUGAUUAUUACUCUGAAAAAAACUUUGUACUUUGGUCACUGAAGUGCCCACAUGUACAAAGUCUGUUUGUAUGCACAUACAAUAUGUGCAAACAUAAACUCACCUUAGGAUUUUAGAUUUUAUGGAGAUUCUGUUGCAGUUUCAGCAGUGGGAUUUAUUCAAAAUCGUUUGAUAGCAUAUUGUCAAAUGCCGAUUGGCUUUACAAAAGCAUAGCUUGUUUCAGGAUACUUAAAGCAAUUGAAUGAAAAACUUUCACAUUCUACACCAUUUUGAAUGGUGUUCUGCUAUUUUACAAAAGUAAGUUUUAUUCCUUAAAGCUAGUUGGUAUUCAUCAACUGGUGGUUCCAAUCAUGGGUUUCUUGCAAUCACAUUCCUAAAGUUUUAAUAUAAAUGGAUAAACUUUUCAUUUGAAGGAAACAAAACCUUGAAAGCCAGUCUUAUUUAGCACUUACUAAACAAGUUUAUUAAAUUGGUCAGGUUCUGUUCCUAGUCUAAAUAAAUUGCAUUUCCUUCUGUAGCAUUAUCAAGGAUGUUGUUGCUAGAGCUCAUGAAAGUGACAGACAGCGAACAGCUUUUUAAUUUUUGUAUCUGACAAAAUUCUCUCCUUGCUAGGAGUACUACUCUGCCACAUUUACUUAUGUUAAGCAAUAGCUUGGUUGGUGAGAUGUACCUUUUUAAUUUCAGCAAGACUUCACAGAGUAAGAUACUACUCAGUGUAACAGUGUUGGAUCUGAAAAAACUUAUUUUAAUAUUUAAAAAAAAAAACCACUUUCCUGAUAAAGUGAAAAGUUCUUUUCUAGUAUUGGUAACACAUAUACAGAUAUUUGGGAGAGAGAAUAUAAGAGUUAGCUUUUAAACUUGGUUUUAACCUGGAAAAUUGGAACACUUACCAGACCCUCCCCCCUUUCUAACUCCAAGUACUGUGUUAAAAUGUAUACAGUGAUGUGUGUUUGUUCUGAAGUACAGUACAGCUCUUAUUAGCCCUCAUUGUUUUCAAACUCUUUGGCUAUUCAUGAGUGGUGUCCCAUACUCCGAGACCACAAGGCCCAAAGAGGUAGUUUGACAUCUCCCCUCUUUCCUCCCCUCCCCCCAAACAGCUGAAUGAGAGCAUUUUUUAGAAGAAUGCUAGCUGAAAGGGGCUUGUUACUUUGAUUUCUACUGUAGAAAGCAGGACUUUACAAAUAAUGUACAAAUAUACAGGUUAUCAUCAAAGAAAUAACCUGAUUCCACAAUCAAUUUCUUAUAUAGUCCUGCUAGAACUUGGAAAUUGGCUAACCAUUCAAGUCAAAAUAAAGUAAUUCUGGGGAUCAUUCCUUCUGCAAGAGGGCAAGAUCAAAGCUAGGUGUCUCCUGGGCAGUUUAUACGUUCCAUUGUCUUUCUGCUGUAGUAGCUCUUCCUUAAGAUGUUGGUACUGUUCAGGAUUGAAGUUGUACUGUAGUUCUUUAUAAACAAACAUGUUUAUAUUGCAGGUAACAAUCUUUGAGCAGGCAAAUUUUAUCUUUUGUGAUUGGUCCUGGGCCUCAGCCUCAGUCAUGUUGAGUUGCUAAAUUCCACUGAACUCCUUUCAUAGGCCUCAAAUACUUUGGGGCAAAGAUAUUUUAAACACGGUAAUCUUUGCCUGAGACAUUUUUAAGAAGCGUGAGACUUUAUCGCAGAAUUAUAAUAAGAGACUUUGCAGUAUAAUAGAGGGGUGCAUUUUCACAUUAUGUAUUGAAAUCCAUAUUAGAAAACAUGGCAGCAAUAGUUUCUAUUCAAAACUAGAAUAUAAAACAAACUCUGAAUUCCUAGAUCAAGUUGUGAGAGACCUAAUUAGGAAAUAGUUACUCUUCCCAAAAUUAAAUGCCAGUCACGUGGGGUCUCGCACCUCAUCAGUUUUGUCCAGUACUGUUCAGAAUUCCCUCUGCUAUGGAGGCUGUCCUGCAAACAUGUUCCAGUGGAAACUUGGGAUGGCACUGCAGGGUGCAAACUUGUAACUGCAAAAACUUUUCUGUCUGAACAUGGGUGAAUUAACAGAACACCAGAUUUAUUAAAAUUCAUUUCCUUUUUCUUAAUAACUUGAGGCUAUUUUAAAAGGAAAAUGUCUCAGAGCUCUAGAAAUAUCCAUCCUGGCUUUGUGUUGCCAAGAAGAUACUCUGUUGCCUUCUGUUAAGCUAAAAACUUGAAUGCCAAAAUUAAUAACUCCUACUGUAUAGUUAAAUCUAUAUUGUAAAUAUAAAGAAGGUUGUUAGUGAUGGCAUUCAUGCAUGAGCAGCAUCCGUCAGUAGACCAUAGUGGCCUGGUUGCUUUUGUAAAGCAGAGUUGUGUGAAUUUUUUUCUUCUGACCCUUUUCUACAAUCAGACCAGGUUAAUCCAUGUCUGAUGUAAUAAGACACGUAAGCAUCAGAGCUUUUUAAACAAUUACAAGUCUCAUGUAACUUUUAAACUCAUUCAUCUAGCAUUCUUCUGCAUUUUAAAAAAUAAUUGUCAAACUGAUUCACAUUAACUGGGUCUGACUGGAUAUGUAUAUACAACACUGUAAAUAACCAUUUGUAAAUUAGUGUGAAUUGUACCGUAUCUUGCAUUUAUGGACUUGUGUAUUACAUUGUACUCUUGCUCUUAUUUUGUAGAAAUUUUGAUGUAAAGAAAAAAUCCAACUGUGUGCUGACUUUUUUUUUUGUUAAAUUGACCAUAUUCAAGGCGUCUGCGUUUGUGUGAUAAUCACAUACAUUACCUUUUAAAUGGAACAUACUUGUUUUAUGUUAAUAAGAUAUCCAUUAUAGCCUCCUUGCUGCCAUUGGUUGCUUUCCAUGUGUUUUUUAGGUUCCUUUGCUUUGGGGGAUAAAUGAAUAGUAAUAUGUUUAGGUGGAGGUAAGAGCUAUUCUAGUAACAAGGCAAAUUAAAAAUGCUAAUCAGAAGUAAACGUAUUGCCUUUGAACAUAGGGAAACUUAAACCUGAUACUGGCAUCUUAAAUAUUGUCAUGCCCCAUAUGCAUCAUUGGCAGUCAGUAGUUUCUGCUGAACAUGCAUGUGGAAGUACCCUUAAAUACCAUUCUUUAAAACUUAUUGGUGUUCCAGUGGUGGCAGAAGUUUAAGGGAAUACGCAGAAAAAUUCCUACGCUAGAAGUGUCCAGUGUACAUAAGCUGUGUAAUAACGGGGGAAUUAAUUACUGUUGUGCAACUGUGUUUGAUAUACUAAAACCAAAUACGCUCCUACUUAUCAAUUUUCAGAAUGUUGCAGUAGCUAAGGUAACAACUAACUAGUAGCCCACUCAUAUUUAUGAAAACUGAUGUGUACAUUCUUCCACCAAAUCCUCUCCAAGUCUAUAUAGAAAAUACAGGACUAAUACAAAUGUUCCUCUCAAAAGGUAAAAACAACUUUCCUUGGACUUUCAGUAAAAUUAAAUGAACCAGUUCACUGAUGUGAAUUGAACAAAAGCAGUAAUUUGAACUUUGAAGGGAAGUUAUGGCAACCUAUAGGUAUAUUCGUUCCCUUUAGUUAUUGUAACAAAUUAACUGAAUUCUUUUUUUCUUGAUACAAUACCCUUUCAUUAUUUGGAAGUCAGAACUAUUCCCAUCAAGCUUAACCUUAUUCAGAUAAUUAAUGGCUGCUGUCAUUUAAAAAAAUGACUUAGCACCACAGUUUCUGAUUUAGGAAAUCCCCUGGUGAUGAGGGAAUUAACUUCAGAAGUGAAGUGUUAAGUAUUGUACACAAGCUUCUCUGAACUCUUGCUGUAUACAAUAAAGGCCUUUUAAAUGCCAAAAGGUCAAUGGGUGGGGGAAUAAAUACAGGAUAAAGAGAGGUAAGAGGAAAA